CUGAGGCUACUGAUAGGACGUAGUCGAGGCAGUUCCCUGUUAUAAAAGAAAGGAACGCUUAGUUAGUAACAUUUGUAUCGCACAACUGGAGUAAGUGAAUAGCAGAGAUUGAACAUUACAGACACAGCAUACACAGCAUGCAGUUCUUUCGUAAAGGAAGUAUGUCGAGAGUAAACAUUUUUGCGAUAUUAGUUACACUUUUUUGUUUGACAAACGAGUUAGUUUUAAGUGAUAGUAAUUAUUGUUAUUCCGACGAUGAACAUCCCUAUCUAUGCGCUGGUACGAAGACGGCUUAUGAAGUCGAACAUGGCUUAAUUAAAAAUACUACUCUUCCAAAUUGCAAGCCAGUCCAAAUUUGGAUGUUAAUUAGGCACGGAACUCGCAAUCCUGGAAAGAAUCAGAUCAAAAGCAUGAAACAUAAUUUGCCAAAACUUCAAAGUAGCAUCAUCGAGAAUCAUGAAAAAUAUGGAAAUGGUAGUUUAUGCCAGAAGGACUUAGAGAAACUAAAAACGUGGAAGUUAGAUCCAAAUCUUAAAAAACACCGAUCCAAGUAUUUGACAACUCAAGGUGAAAAAGAUUUAUCAUCGCUUGGUGCACGGUUUAAAGAUUAUUUCCCGGAACUUUUGCAAUCCUAUCCGGUUGAUACUUUAAAGAAAAUAUACAAAUUUAGGUCAACAGAUCUGCAACGAACUAUAGCUAGUAUGGAAAAUUUUAUUAAUGGGCUCUUCGGUAAUGUAACCAUCGACAACACGGUGGUAGUACCAACUUCUGAGGAUACUCUGUUACAGUAUUAUAAAAUUUGCAAGGCAUGGUUGGAACAAGUGCAUAAUUCGACGGGCAAAUCUGAAGUUGAUAAAUUUUUAGAUAGUCCAUCAUUCAGAGAAAUAAUCGGCAAUGUUAGUCAGCGACUUGGUUUUUCGAACAGCCUCUCUUUCGAUGAUGUUUUAAUUAUGUACACCGCAUGCACUUUUGAAAAUGCUUGGUACGUAAAUGAAAGAUCGCCCUGGUGUGCCGCUUUUACAAAGCACGAAGAUGAACUAUUCGAGUACGAAGAGGAUCUGUAUUAUUAUUACCACGCCGGUUACGGCGAAGAAAUGAGCAGUGUCAUUGGAUGUCCACCGUUACAGGACAUGUUUAAUCGUUUUAGAAAAUUGGAGAACGAAGACUCAAGCGAAGAACCACAAGGCAUUUUCUAUUUCACUCAUAGUACGGCGCUUCAAUUGCUUUUAACAACGAUGGGGGUUGCAAAAGACUCGAUACCUUUGAAAGCUUCGAAUUUUGAAAGUAUGAGAAACAGAAAGUGGAAUAGUUCCCGCCUGGCGCCGUUCGCUGCGAAUCUUGCAGCCAUUUUCUAUAAGUGCGAUUCGUCGAAUAAAGUUAGGUUUUACUUAAACGAGAAACCUUUAGACUACGAAGGUUGUGAAUUGGGCGUGUGCGACUGGGAAUAUUUGAAGGAGAAAAUGGGACCCAACGCGUUCGACUGUAACACAGAUUUUUGUAAAGCUGAUACAACAAAAUAAUUAUAUAUUACAUGUAACGUAGAAUCUUAUUAAUUAUUUUAUUUUUAAUGGUAAGCGUUACGCAAAAGAUAACAAUGAAGUAAUUUAAUAGUAGGAGUGAUUCCGUAGUGAUUACGUAGAUUAUCGUAUGUGCUUUUGUCAGGAAUUGUGUUGAAGAAAUUACAGUCUAACAACCUGUACGUAUAUGUUCGAAGCAACGAAGCUAGACGACCUUAUAUUACUGUCAUAUAAGCUGGUGUGAUGAACGAUAUGCUCAUAUAUGACACCUUCAAAUUUAAUCACGUUUACUUGAUAUCAUCAGAAAAAUCUUUAUACAUAUUUGUUUAACUUCGAAAGAGAUAGCGGAGUAAUAAUAUUUAUUAUCAUUUGUUAUUAUAUUUUAUUUGCUAUCUAUAAUGACUACUGUAUUACUACGUAAUUACUGUACUGUAUUUAAAUACAUAAAUAUAAUCUA
This is a messenger RNA of Bombus impatiens (common eastern bumble bee), 1974 nucleotides long. Its product is annotated as multiple inositol polyphosphate phosphatase 1. The coding region runs from base 138 to 1520 and encodes 460 amino acids. Gene Ontology annotation, molecular function: acid phosphatase activity; inositol phosphate phosphatase activity. The transcript has 9 exons. The record is from RefSeq and is a predicted model, not a curated record. Lineage: Eukaryota; Metazoa; Arthropoda; Insecta; Hymenoptera; Apidae.